CGGCCCCGCCCCGCCAUGGCGGCCCCGCAGCCCCCCGGUUCCCCCUGGGCCGGGCCGGGGUCGGCAGCGGCGCCCGGAGCCGCCCGGGCCGGGCCGUGCUGGGCCGCGCUGCUCGGCUGCCUCAGCCUGGCCUGCUCCUACGUGGGCAGCCUGUACGUGUGGGGCAGCCCCCUGCCCAGGGACCACCCAGCGGUGAUCAAGCGCCGCUUCACCAGCGUCCUGGUGGUGUCGGGGCUGGCCCCAGCCCUGGUCUGGCUCUGGAAGGAGCUCACGGGGGUCAAGGCUGACACCCCCCUGCCCGCGCUGCUGGGGCUGCGCCUCGAGGGGCUGCUCCCGGCCACGCUGCUGCCUCUGCUGCUCACCAUGAUCCUGUUCCUGGGACCCCUGAUCCAGCUGUCCAUGGACUGUCCCUGGCGGUGGCUCGAUGGCAUCAGGGUGGCCCUGGACCCGCGGGUGUGGGCGCUGUGCCUGGGGGACGUGCGCUGGCUGCGGAACCAGGUGGUGGCCCCGCUGACAGAGGAGUUGGUGUUCAGGGCCUGCAUGCUGCCCAUGCUGGUGCCCUGCACGGGGCCCGGCCCCGCCGUGCUGGCCUGCCCCCUGUUCUUUGGGGUCGCCCAUUUCCACCACGUGAUCGAGCAGCUCCGCUUCCGCCACGGCUCCGUCAGCAGCAUCUUCAUGGCAGCAGCAUUCCAGUUCUCCUACACGGCCGUGUUUGGGGCCUACACGGCCUUCCUCUUCCUCAGGACCGGUCACCUGGCGGGGCCGGUGCUGUGCCACUCCUUCUGUAACUCCAUGGGCUUCCCGGCGCUGGGCGCGGCGCUGGGGCACCCGCGGCGCCGGGCGCUGCUGCCCGCGUACCUGCUGGGCGUGCUGGGCUUCCUGCUGCUGCUGCACCCCCUGACCGAGCCCGCCUUCUUCGGGGUGCGCCCCCCGUGCCGAGAGCCCCCCGCCUGCUCCUGACACGGGCGGGGGGCGCCCGCCCCUCCCCCGGACCGACCCCCCCCCUUUUUAUAGGAGCCACCGCACAGAGUCUAUUUUUGUGAUUAAAGUGGUUUAAGGCUU
Molecule: messenger RNA, 1062 nt
Organism: Taeniopygia guttata (zebra finch)
Lineage: Eukaryota; Metazoa; Chordata; Aves; Passeriformes; Estrildidae
Gene: RCE1
Product: Ras converting CAAX endopeptidase 1
Biological process (GO): CAAX-box protein processing
Cellular component (GO): endoplasmic reticulum membrane
Molecular function (GO): metalloendopeptidase activity
Source: RefSeq, a predicted model, not a curated record